Hyaloscypha bicolor E is the source of this 468-nucleotide messenger RNA. Its product is annotated as ankyrin. NCBI's taxonomy places the organism in Eukaryota, Fungi, Ascomycota, Leotiomycetes, Helotiales, Hyaloscyphaceae. Gene Ontology annotation, molecular function: protein binding. The annotation marks the transcript as partial. The record is from RefSeq and is a predicted model, not a curated record. The transcript has a single exon.
ACUGCAUUAAUGUUGGCGGCAUCAAAUGGCAAUGUCAAAGUGAUGCAUCUGCUACUUGCCACGGGUAAAGUUAACCUAGAAACUAAGGAAAGUAAAUACAGCCGAUCACCGUUAUUUUGGGCAGCAAAGAACAAUCACGACCUAGCGAUAGAGGUCCUACUUUCCAAUGGGGUUAAUCUAGACUGUACAGACAAAUUCGGUCGGACGCCCCUCCAUAUCGCAUCAUGGAAAGGUCAUGAGUCGACAACCAAGCUUCUUCUAGGCAUACGUAGCAUCAACCCCAACUCUAGAGAUAUUUUCAAGUCGACUCCCUUAUUAGUAGCAGCAAGAAGCGGUCGCGAGAAGACGGUGAAGCUGCUCCUAGAAAAUAACAAUGUCGAUAUCGGCUGCCGGGACAAAUUCGGCCAGACCCCCUUAACCUGGGCUGCAAGAAAAGGAUUUUCCACUAUCGUUGAGCUUUUGCUCGAG